Messenger RNA from Xenia sp. Carnegie-2017, 3391 nucleotides. RefSeq names its product serine/threonine-protein phosphatase 6 regulatory ankyrin repeat subunit A-like. Gene Ontology annotation, cellular component: cytoplasm. Lineage: Eukaryota; Metazoa; Cnidaria; Anthozoa; Malacalcyonacea; Xeniidae. Gene Ontology annotation, molecular function: protein binding. The record is from RefSeq and is a predicted model, not a curated record.
AACAUAGAGUUUCUAGCAAAUCAAUAUGGCGGAUGUUUGAUGAAAAUACUCAAAAAUGCCAAACUGAUUUUGAAAUGUUAGUAGAACUGAUGAUUUGUGGUAAAGAAUCUCUCUUAUUUAUAUAAGUGCUUGAAAAUUUCCAAGCUAUUAUUUUGAUGCAGGCGAUAGCAAAUUGUGUUUCUACAAAAGCCUUGUAGGCCAGACCAGGCCCGUUGCUUGGACCGUUGUCAAAGUUGCACAAGUGCUGGAUUCAUAAAGUUAAAUGUUUGUUGUGAAGAAGCCAUGGUGAUACGCCAGUUAGCAGAUGAGCCUCCUGUAAUUCAAGCUUGUUUUCGAGGGGAUGCUAAUGAACUUCGCUCACUAAUUACAAGGAAAGAAGAUGUCAACUCUUUGGAUCACGAAAGACGAACUCCACUUCAUGCUGCUGCCUAUCUGGGAAAUGUUGAAGUUCUUAACACUUUGAUUGUUAAUGGUUCAAGUGUAAAUACAAAAGAUUCCAGAUGGUUGACUCCACUUCAUUGUGCCUGUGUUACAGGAAAUAAUGAAUGUGUUAAAUCAUUGUUGAAAAACCAUGCAGAUGUCAAUGCAAGAGAUAGGAAUUGGCAAACACCUUUACAUUUGGCAGCAGCAAACAAUAAUGCUCAAUGUGCAGAGUUGUUGGCUCAAGUGGUAAUAAACAUUGACAUUGCUGAUCGCGCUGGACGAACAAGUUUACAGCUUGCAGUUUACAAUGGACAUAUAGAGAUGGUUAACUUUUUACUCACAAGUGGAGCAAAUGUGAACGCUAAAGAUAAAAGAGAAAGACAAGCUAUUCAUUGGGCCGCAUAUCAUGGCCAUAUCGCCUGUCUUGAAAUUCUGAUUGAAAAUGGCUCACGAGUGGAUUGCAGAGAUAAAAAGAUGUAUACUCCACUACAUGCUGCUGCUGCUGGAGGUCAACUCAGUGCAAUAAAAACUUUAAUAAAUGCAGGAGCGAUGGUAGAUAAUCCAAACCAUCUUGGUAACACUCCACUUCAUUUGGCAUGCUAUAACGGUCAGGAUGUUGUAAUUGAGGAGCUCAUUAACCAAGGCGCCAACGUAAAUGCCGCUAACAUUAAAGGCUUGACUCCUUUACAUUAUGCCGCUGCUUCAGAAAAUGGAGAUAUGGUCAUGGAAGUUUUACUCAACGAAGGAGCAAAUCCGAACUCGAAAUGUAAAAAAGGCCAAACUCCUCUUCAUUUGGCUGCAUUAACUGGUCGAAAUAAGCGGACGCAAACUUUGCUUCAACAAAAUGCAUUUGUAAACUCACCCGAUGAAAAUGGGAACACACCUCUCCAUCUUGGAGCUUAUAGCGGGCAUCAAAUUGUAGUUUGUGUUCUACUUGCAAGUGGUGCUGAUCAUAAAAAAUUGGGUUUUGACGGAAUGAGUCCAUUGCAUAUGGCUAGCUUAACGGGUCAAGUUGAAUGCUAAAAGCUAUUGCAAUACGGAGCAUCUAUCAAUAUAAAAGACAACAACAACAGAACGUGUGUUCAUGCAGCGGCCUGCUGUAGCAAUGUAGACUGUCUGGAACUGCUUAUGAGUAAUGGUGCGGAUCAUCAUGUAACUGAUAGGUUUGGAAGAACUCCUCUUCAUUAUGCUGCUGGUCAUGUGCUUUUUGAAAAUGUUGUGCUGUUAGUUGGAUCUGGAUGUAAUGUUAAUAAGACAGAUAUUAAAUCUUGUACUGCAUUACAUUAUGCAUCAGCUCAUGAUGAAGACGCAAGAGUCGUUGAACAUCUUCUUACGAAGGAUGCAGAUGCAAGCAAGAGAGAUAAAAAAGGAUUUACUCCUAUACAUUAUGCUUCCGUUAAAGGAAAUAAACUUACAAUCGAAAUGUUGUUAGAUCAUUGUUCGGCAGAUAUUUUCAAUAUAAGUUCUGGAUCGCCUUCACUGACGCCAUGUCAUUUGGCUGCAUUUAAUGGUCACUUCACUGCACUGGAUGCAUUACUGCAGUCAGCAAUGAGUCCAGAUAUUCAAGAUAGUGACGGUCGAACUCCACUGCAUCUAGCGGCUGCUCAAGGUCACUGUGAAUGUGUGGAGUUAUUGUUGCUACAUGGUGCUAAUGUUGCCAUAUAUGAUGAUGUUAUGAACAACACGUCUUUACAUUAUGCAGCAUGUUAUGGUCACGUGGACUGUAUUAGAACUAUGCUUCAAAAUACCAACGCCUCUGAUGUUAUUGACUUAAUAAAUUUCCAGGAAAGGACUGCACUAAUUUUGGCUGCUACAAAGGGCUACAUUGAAAGCGUAUUGUUGUUGGUUACACAAGGAUGUAAUGUGCGUGCACAAGAUAUUUUUCUUCGAACUGCUUUACAUGGAGUGUCUGCUAAUCCUAAUGGUAGCGAAGAAUGUGUUGAAUGUUUAUUAAAUCAUCAAGCAGAUCCUUUAUCCAGAGAUUGUAAUGGUGCAAGUCCUUUACAUUUGGCCGCUGCUUGCGGUCAUGUUGGGAUUUUGGCUUCAUUGCUACAAGCUUCUGGUACUGGGAAUGUCACAGAUGAUCGUGGUUAUACUCCUUUACACUGGGCUUGCUAUAAUGGUCAUGAAAGCUGUGUUGAUGUACUCUUAGAAGAUGAUAGCUGUCAUACUUUCGUUGGAAAUAGGUUUUCACCUUUGCAUUGUGCUGUUAUAACCGAUAAUUACUCAUGUGCUGAAUUGCUUUUGGAUACCUUAGACGAUGAUAUUGUGAAUUUCCUUGACAAGAAACAAAGGACUGCAAUGCAUGCUGGUGCUUAUAAUGAUCAUGUAGAAUGUUUGGAACUAUUAGAGCAACAUAAUGGAAACAUUGAUGCUGUUGAUGUCGAAGGAUAUUCACCAUUAAUGGUUGCUGCCCAACGUGGUCACGAGAGAGCGAUUGAGUUUUUUCUACAAAAUCUUGCCAAUGUUUCUCUCUGUGACAAAGAUAGCAACACAGCUUUACACUUGUCUUGCAUUGAGGGUCAUUCAUCCAGUACGUUAUUACUGCUAAAACACUGUGUAGAUGCUGAUUUAAGACGAACGAAUUCUUAUGGACAAAGUGCACUUCAUAUAGCGGCUAAAAACGGUCUUGAAGAUGUAGUAAGAGAACUAGUAUCCAAAGGAAGUGACAUAUUUCUUGAAGAUGAAAACGGUUUUACUCCUGCACUAGCAUGUGCUCCUAAUGUACAAGUUGCGCAUUGUUUAUCUAUAUUAUUGAAAGCAAUGGGUUCAAAAACCAGUAAACCUCAAGAACCUGUUAAGAAAAAAAGAGAAGUAUCUCAUUUAAAUUUUAAACCGUCAUACAAUUCGACGAUUUAGCAUAUUCGCUGAACGCAAAGUGCUAUAUUAGGAUUUAUGAAUUUUGUAACUUAUUAGAAUUUAUCUUUUUUGUGUGAAUUCAAUUCUACUAAAGUGCUUUUUAAAACAA